AUGGGGUCAACACAGUUUGGCAAUUUCCAGGCGUUCUGCCAUGACUCGACUCUCCCGAUAUGCAACCUUCUUUCAGACAGUCACAACCAGACUGGCGGGUGGCAAGGAUGCGAGCUGAGGGGAAUACCACUGAGCGAUGGUAAACAUUUGGGGAAUCUAGGGUCUAUCCUUCUUUGCGCUCUCGCCAUCGUGGUAACAACAUUUCUCUUGCUGAGAUCGGAAAGGAAAAAGGCCGCUGUUGGGCGAAGAGAGAUGCAGUUGUUCCUUGCUUGUUAUAUUAUCAUCGAGAUUUGCGAGAUCUUCACCGUGGGAGAGUUCCCGCUUAGCUCUAAAGUUCGGAUCGCUUUCACCGGAAUACAUGUCGGCAUGAUUAUUGCAGCGACAUGGAUACUCAUGCUCAAUGCUGUCGUCGGCUAUCAAAUCAUCGAUGACGGAACGCCGCUGUCUCUGGGUCUGAUGGCCAUUUCAGGUGCAAUCCUCCUCAUCGGUACUGGUUACAUUGCCUUGGACACGGGAUACCAUUGGACGGGCAGAUGGGACUCUAGCUACAACGAACCGUACCGACACAUCUCGCUCUACGUGCUGUAUCAACUGGCGCCAUUGGUCUUCCUUAUUGCUUUCUUCGUCCUCGAGGCAAUCCUGGUCAUUCGAAUCCUUGGCGAAGUACGGCCGAUGGCAUACCUCACUGGUGCGGCCGUGCUCUUUGCACUGGGCCAGAUCUUCAAUUACGUUAUCAGCCCGUAUAUCUGCAAUGGCACCGCAUCCAAGAUUGAUGGAGCGCUCUUUGAGACUCUCUUCACUCUGCUAUCGGUGGUCAUGAUCUGGGUUUUCUGGUCGAGCAUUACAGAAGACGACUGGCCGAUUGCGAGCGCACCCACAGGUUACGCAUGA
Messenger RNA from Pseudomassariella vexata, 891 nucleotides. RefSeq names its product chitin synthase export chaperone. Gene Ontology annotation, cellular component: endoplasmic reticulum membrane. NCBI's taxonomy places the organism in Eukaryota, Fungi, Ascomycota, Sordariomycetes, Amphisphaeriales, Pseudomassariaceae. The transcript is spliced from 6 exons. The coding region runs from base 1 to 891 and encodes 296 amino acids. The record is from RefSeq and is a predicted model, not a curated record. Gene Ontology annotation, biological process: protein folding.